GCCAAUGGGAGCGCGUCGCGCGGGGGCCUGUGGGAGCGGGCAGCAGUAGCCGCUCUGUCGUGGCGGCGGUGGUAAGAGCUGGGGUCCCCCUCUCGUCUCCCGCGUAUUUAUCCCCGUGUCUAUCCCCAUCAUCAUCCUCCUCACAUCGUCGUCAUCGAACAAUCACCGCCUCGUCGAGCUGUAUCCUGAUCAAGCGGCUGAGCGCGUGCGAACCCGACCGAAGAAGGCCUUGAGACCAGCGUGGUGAACCGCUGUCAAUGCCCCUUGCUUCUUUCUGGACAACGACGGUGUCGCCGCCACUGCUGCUGCUGCUUCUGGGCCGGUGGGCUGUCGGCCGGGCGCGGUGCACCGCACUACCUCCUCUCCUGUCACGCACGGGCAGCCAGCGUCUGACGUGGCCCCUUAAAUCCACGCGCUCCGUCUUCCUCCUUCAAAGGGGCCCCGUCUCCUUCCUCCUCCGCCGAGACCCCCCCCUCCUCGCCAGCGCCAUUGCAGCCAUGGCGGAGCAGCGCUACUGUGUGGACUACGCCAGGCUGGGCACGGCGGGCUGCAAGAAGUGCAAGGAGAAGAUCGCCAAGGGCUUGGUGCGCAUCGGCAAGAUCGUGGCCAAUCCGUUUGGCGACGGCGGCGGCGAGAUGAAGGAGUGGCACCACGUGCGCUGCAUUUUCGAGAGACUGGAGCGCUCAAGGCCCUCCACCCGGCGCAUCGAGGACCUGAGCGACCUGGAAGGCUACGAGCGGCUCUUGGACCCCGAGCGGGAACUCAUCAAUGGCUGCAUCGAAGACCUCAUCAUGAAGAGGGGAGCGUCACCACGUAAGCCGGCAGGCCAGACCAAGCCAGCAUUGGCCUCUCCUUUUAGGAUGGAGGUGUCCAGUGGGCCAUCAAUGACAGGCCCACGCAAGUUCUCCGGGUUCUCAGCCACACCCACAACAACAAUAACGGCGGCGGCAGCAGCGGUGCCCUCCCGGCCCAGCGGCACCGCGGCAUAUGACCCGAGCCACAAGGACUGCUUGUUUCGCGAGUUCCGCAAGCUGUGCGCCAUGAUCGCCGAGCAGCCCAGCUACAACAGCAAGACGCAGAUCGUCCACGACUUCCUGCGCAAGGGCACGUCCGGAGAUGGUUUCAGAGGCGACGUGUACUUGACGGUGAAGCUGCUCCUACCGGGCGUUGUCAAGUCCGUCUACAACAUCAAGGACAAGCAAAUUGUGAAGCUCUUCAGCAGCGUGUUCAACUGCAGCCUGGAUGAUAUGGUGCGCGACCUGGAAAAGGGCGACGUGUCGGAGACGAUCCGCGUCUUCUUCGAAGCGAGCAGCAACUUCACCCCCACCGCCAAGAGCACGCUGACCAUGCAGGAGGUGGAGGGCUUCCUGGGGAGACUCGCCCUGCUCACCAAGGAGGAGGAGCAGCAAGGCGAACUGCAGGACAUAGCGCGCCGAUGCACCUCCAAUGACCUCAAGUGCAUUAUCCGCCUCAUCAAGCACGACCUCAAAAUGAAUGCUGGCGCAAAGCACAUCCUGGAUGGGCUGGACCCGAACGCGUACGAUGCGUUCAAGGCAUCUCGGAACCUGGAGGACGUUGUCGACCGCGUCCUGCAGAACUGGCAGGAUGGUUCGCGGAAAGCACUUUCCGUCACGGCCUCCCUCAUGACGCCCGUGCAGCCCAUGCUGGCGGAAGCGUGCAAGUCUGUGGCGUAUGCCAUGAAGAAGUGUCCCAACGGCAUGUACGCUGAGAUCAAGUACGAUGGGGAGCGCGUGCAGGUGCACAAGAACGGAGACUCCUUCCAGUACUUCAGCCGCAGCCUCAAGCCCGUGCUGCCCCACAAGGUGGCGCACUUCAGAGACUAUAUCCCCAAGGCAUUCCCGGGGGGCACCAGCAUGAUCCUGGAUGCGGAGGUGCUGCUCAUCGACACGAGCACAAGCAAACCGCUGCCCUUCGGCACGCUCGGGGUGCACAAGAAAGCUGCAUUUCAGGACGCUAACGUGUGUCUGUUUGUGUUCGACUGCAUUUACUUCAACGGGGAAAGCCUCAUGGACAGGAGCAUCAAAGAUCGGAGAAAAUUCCUCCACGACAAUAUGGUCGAAAUCCCCAACCACAUCUUGUUUUCGGAGAUGAAGCACGUGACGAGAGCCUCGGACUUGGCUGAAAUGAUCUCCCGGGUCAUUAAGGAGGGUCUGGAAGGGCUGGUGUUGAAGGACGUCUUGGGAAUCUACGAGCCCGGCAAGCGGCACUGGCUCAAGGUGAAGAAGGACUACCUCAACCAGGGCGCCAUGGCGGACACGGCGGACUUGGCUGUGCUGGGCGCAUACUAUGGCCACGGCAGCAAUGGUGGGAUUAUGUCCAUCUUCCUCAUGGGCUGCUACGACGAGAACUCGGGGCGCUGGUGCACAGUGACCAAGUGCUCCAGUGGGUACGAUGACGCCACCCUCAAUCGGCUGCAGAAGGAGCUCGAAAUGGUCAAGAUCAGCAAGAGUGCAUCAAAAAUCCCCGACUGGCUGAAAAUCAACAAGACAUACUUCCCCGACUUCGUCAUCCGCGACCCAAAGAAAGCGCCAGUGUGGGAGAUCACGGGCGCAGAGUUCUCCAAGGCCGAGGCACACUCGGCCGACGGAAUCUCCAUCCGCUUCCCGCGCUGCACGCGUAUGAGGGACGACAAGGACUGGCGCAGCGCCACGACCCUGCAGCAGCUCAAGGAGCUCUUCAAGAAGUCUAAGGAGAACUCGGACGUGAUGGACUUGCUCGGAUCAACCGUGAAGAAUGACUCCGAGUCAGCGCCGGCCACGCCGGGGGGCAGCACCAACGGCUCGGGCUCCUCCUCCCCCAAGCAGGGCCCCUCCACCACCACCACCACCAGCAGCAGCAGCAAGGCCAAAGCCUCGCACAAAGCCUCACGCGGCGCCUCUGCCAGCCGGAAGCCCAAGCAGCCGAGUCGCGCCGACACAAAACCGGUGUUGGCACCGGCGUUGGCGUUGGCACCGGCUGUAAUUCCGCCCGUGAUGCCACCUGCGCCAGUGAAGAGGAAGAGGAGCGCCGAGGCUCAGGAAGAGACGCUGCUCAACAUCUUCACGGGCGUGCGCCUGCACCUGCCGGCGUCCGCGGAGGGCUACGACCGCGCGCGGCGCUACUUCUUCGCCUACGACGGCGACCUGGUGCCCGACCACGACAUGGACUCGGCCACUCAUGCAGUGGCGGCGGCGGCGGCACCGGCGGACAGCGGGGGGCCCCCCGCGGCACUCCCGCCCAAGGCCCAGCGCGUUUCCGUCGACUGGAUCUGGCAGUGUGUCAAGCGGCGGCGCCUCGUGCCGCCGUGCUGACGCGUCGGCGAUAAGGUCACGGUCCACUCGGGCGACUUUAGGGCAAUCGUAGCCGGCAACUGUCACCAGCAACGCAUCCAUAAUUAGUAUCACGAGGAGCGACUGUGGCAACUCGGCGGCAGGCGUUGUCGGCGACGAUCGCUGUCGAAGAUUGCCCUCGCAUUGCCCCAGUGGAUCGUGGCCUUGCCACCUGUCGUGAAGAUGGGAGGUGGGGGGGGAGGAGGUUUAUUUUGUUACAGAAGAGCAGAAACACGAUUGUGAAGAUGUUGUUCCGUGUGUGCGCGUAAGUUGAGUGAGGUUGGGUAAGAGCAGUGAGAUCUGGGGCAAGACCUCGCGAUGAGGCUAAAGCUUGGAGUGGACUUAUCAGGGACCUGUGCAUUUGCUCCGUGAACCCCCAAUCCCCCUUCCUGAGCUAAGGCGUGCUGAAAAACAAGUGUAAUUUUAUACUGAUUUAUUACAGCAACAGUUAUAACAGCCCACGGCCUAUAGGCAGUGCCGCCAAAGGGCUAGCGGCGAGACGAUAGGGUUGCCUCGUUAUGUUGAUCCCGCAAUGUAUUGCGAUAAUGGGGAAAAAAAUCUCAACACAUUCGUCAAUAACACUGCUGCCAUAUAAGGAAAAAUAUAUAAUAGGCGAUAUUUUUGGGCAUUGGCCCUUCUUCUUGAGGGAGCUGCAGUCGAAAUUUUGUACUUGGAAGCACAUCGAAGCACAAAUACAUUUCAAAAUAAAGGAGAAACUGAUGUCACGAUAAUCGUUGGGUGGCGAAAUUUAAAAGGGGUAUCGUUAGAAAUGAUAUCGCGGCAACCCUAUUACUACAUACCGCUGGCCCAGGUGCUCAUUGGUAGACGUCAUUUCCCCAGGUGCUUAUGGGUAGACUGCUGCCCAGGUCAUGGUUAAGGCUACAAUUUUGGCAUGGUCAUUUUUGUUGGAUAAUUUACUGCAGGGUGCAGUAAAUACUAUAGGGAGGCAGCAUAAGGUGGUACCGCACUUAUGCCUCGUUCUCCUCCCUCCACCCCAACAUGUUGCCAUGGCACUGAAAAUACAAAUGUGUAUUUUAAAAAUACACAUUUGUAUUUGCAGCAAUUGACGUACAUUUUUGAAAGGGAAUGACAGAAGCUCCCUUAACCCUUGUGCAUUUCCACAGCCGUUUCCAAAAUGUCACCUUUGAGACUUCGUUCACGUUCACGAUUUCGGACACCACCGUGACCAUUCGUGCCAAACUCGUAGCCCGUAGCCGUGGUUGUAUGGUUCUUGUGCCUCGCGAUGUCCCGUGCGCGCGCGCUGCUCGUUGAAUUUAAAAGGCGUCCGUGUUUUGUCUUCUGUGCAGUCGGCAGAGAUUGGAAUUCGCGUAGCUUUGUAGCCGAUGCAAUAUCCCACGUAGAUGGAGGUUUGGGCUUGGGGGCAACUAGGAGUGGUUUGUGGGGGGAACCCGGUUUAAGCGUUUGGGCCAGCGAGGGGCUUUAUCAGGGUGCGGACAUCAUCCAAGGGAACAUUUUGUAAAACUUUUUUUCUUUGCCCCCCCCCCCCAAAUUUUAUUCCGUUUGCUGGCGUCUUGGAGCAAUGGGACGAAGAACUCGCUAGAAACUCACAAAACGUCACGAUUUGGAGAAAGGUUCGCAGAAGAGGAUAGCUACAAAAUUGCUCGUUAAGUCCCUUUAAAUCAGCUCUCAUCCACACCAGGGGGGGCAGCACAUUCCUUCCCGCCGUGCUACGGAUAAUGUUUGUCGCAUAACUGUCAAAUCAAUGUUUUUAAUUCUCGAAGGAAUGUAGCCAAAUUAAGUGAAACCCCCAAUUUAUUGUUACGAGUUUUUUUUGUACGUACAAUCACUGGUGACCUGGCUGAGACCAUCAACUUCCAACACAUGAGAGCCUAGUUUUGAUCACAAAUCAGUCUCUACGUCAAUCUUUCGUCGUCUAUGCGAGUGUCUCUGUGGGUCUCUUUAUGCGAGUCAUAAUGACCAGGUUGCGACCACUGACUACAGGUGGCUACAGCCCCUAAGUGGAACCCAGGGUCUCAGCGAUAGUGGCCCAGUGCCCUCUGACCUCUGAGCCACCCGUCCUCAAAUGAAGGGAACAUGUUACACGUGCGGAGGCCAGAGUGAACUUUCUAGCCAGGAGGUCCACGUUUCUGAAAGCCCGUGUGUGUUGUCGGUUAUGUAAUGAUUUGCCACCACCCGCUCCACCACCCCCGUGCUCUGACUUUGUGAUGUCAAUUAAUUUUCACAAUUUUAUUUUAGAACCUAUGCCUCUUUUUAACAUUGCGUCACACCCUGUGACUCCUCUCGCGGUUGCAGGGAUCGUGUGACCUAGCCACAUACAAACAUAUCACACGGUUUGAGCGGUGUGGCACUGCUGUAUCGCACGCUGCGUUAUGACCCAGGGGACCUGAGUUGUAUUCCCGGCCAUGGUCAACGUCCGUGACGAGUGAUAUCAGAACAAGUAGCCCUGGGCCAACUCCCUUCACCAACCUGCACAGAUGAGCGUGGGGUGAAGUAUGGCCAAGCAACCCGCACAAUCGACAAAAAAAUCGAUUCUCACAUGCUAGAUUUGAUUCGCGAACCGUGAGCCUAAGAAUCGAUUUUAAAUCGACGAAUCCAUUCGCCCCCCCCAGUCCUGCGAGUCAUUUCUAUUGUUUUCAGGAGGCCCGGUAACAUAACUUGCCUCGACGUGAUGUUAGCUUUUAUCGAUACUAUUGCUGCAGCUCUAUCGCCGACUGGAGAAUCUCGCAUCCCAGCCAAGACAUUAGCCGAAUCGAUCAUUUUAACACGAAGGGGUCACCUAUGAUGUUACUUGCAAAGGGAGAUGGUGGAUGUCAGCGAGUUUGGUUGAAUAAAGGGACAUCAGUCGGUGAUAUAAUUGCUUCUCCUGUUAGCGGUAAGACCACGUGUGCACGCGCGCAUUCCCGGUGGGGAAAGUGCAAGUGCCAUGGCUUCCAGCUGUAGCGUUAGCACAUCAAUAAAGGAUGUGGAUGAGCGGAUGUGGGGGGCUCCUUUUGAGGGAGGGGGGUGAGGGGUGGUAGAUACAUUGGGCGGACAGGGAGGGUGGUGGGUGGAGUGAGGGAUGUGGGAGCUGCUCGUGCCAUGUCCCGACAGACGAGGUCGAAGAGAAGGGGGUUGACGAUUCACGUGAAUGAUGAUAGUGAUGAUUCUUGGUUGUGUAACAAAUUUUAUAUUUUUGGCCCUGGGUAGUAAGUGUUAUUUCCUAAUUGGUUAUGCCUCAAAAAUACAGAAAAUGGAUAUUCCCCACAAACUUUGCUUUUGUGACCAAAACAGUGAUAUUUUGAAAUUUACCUAUUUUCAGUGAGAGAACGUGGUGUGCAUUUGUGUCAUUCCUUCACAAAGUCCUGGUCACAAAAGCAAAGUUUGUGGGGAAUAGCCAUUUUCUAUACUUUUUAGGCAUAACCAAUUAAAAAAUAACACUACCCAUGGACAAAAAUCGUGUUACAUAGUGAAUUAAUUAUGGUACAUUAAUUAUAGGUAGCAGUGUGUUUAUUUGAGUGUGUGCGUGACAGUCCCAACAGUGAGCUUCCCGGCAAGCGAGGCUGCAUUAGCUGGGUCAUGCAGCCCGCAUGCCCAGCCGCCAUGUGCAUGUCCAAGCAGCUUCUGUUUGGCCGGAUAGAGGGGACUAAACGGGCGCGGCACGGGCUAUAGCAGAGGUGGGUAAAGGAGGAUGUGGACCUGAGUGGACUUACCGAAGACUGGUACCAGCAGUGUCAACGUCGGCCUCUGUGGAGGAGGCUCGUGCAGGACGCUACUGGGCAGUUGGAGGCGAUCGCCUCCCAACUACAGCGGGGAGGGCAGAGGAGCAACGCUCACAACAACGAGCGGGGCGCCAGGCGACUAAAACGCAGCAAGUUGGCACAGUCGGGCGCACAGGUGGUGCACCCCCCACCUGUCAUGUCAGCCAACCCGUCACGCCUGGAUCUGUCCCGUCACUUGUCAGCGAGCCACUCCACAUUUCAUGUAACAGCCUCAAAGUGCACCUAACCAUGCAUAAAGCGCUCUGGUGUCACUUCCAUUUCGUGGUAAAUGUUGGCUGUUGUACGGUA
Messenger RNA from Petromyzon marinus (sea lamprey), 7357 nucleotides. RefSeq names its product DNA ligase 3 (gene LIG3). The record is from RefSeq and is a predicted model, not a curated record. Lineage: Eukaryota; Metazoa; Chordata; Hyperoartia; Petromyzontiformes; Petromyzontidae. Gene Ontology annotation, molecular function: zinc ion binding; ATP binding; DNA ligase (ATP) activity. Gene Ontology annotation, cellular component: nucleus; DNA ligase III-XRCC1 complex. Gene Ontology annotation, biological process: lagging strand elongation; double-strand break repair; DNA biosynthetic process.